Molecule: messenger RNA, 681 nt
Organism: Lichtheimia ornata
Lineage: Eukaryota; Fungi; Mucoromycota; Mucoromycetes; Mucorales; Lichtheimiaceae
Exons: 1
Coding region: 1-681 (226 amino acids)
Source: RefSeq, a predicted model, not a curated record
AUGACGGGCGAUACGGAUGGUAUGCUAUUACUUGCCGAACGUAUAAUACACGCUGCGCCUAAUCUUCGUGAAAUCGAGUUCUCGUAUGACGGCAUCUAUGAAGAAGGUCUCGUUCAAGCUAUCAUGGGAUUAAAAAAUCUCGAAUCGCUUUUCAUCGACGUGAACGCUCUCUCUACAAAGUGGUUUUACGAUGUUGUUAUGCAUCAUGCAGCUCGCUUGACCGAUAUUGGAUUCACCCUUUAUUACGGAAAUGGGGGAGAUCAAAUGCCUUCUUUUGGUUUCUUGAAACACGUACCACGAUUGCGAAGGUUGAAUGUGACAUUGGCUCCGUUGGGUAUUCCUCGUGAUAUCACCAAAAUCACCGAAGCAAUUGCGUCGUCUUGCCUAGGUCUUGAAACGCUGACACUGAAUUAUACAGUCAGCUCUAUCCCUUUUGGAUCUAUUACAGCUUUUAAAAGACAUCCACGGCUCACCAAGAUGGAGAUUACUGCUGAAAGCAUGGAUGAUAGUGAUCUUGUAAGCGUCUUAUCGAUCCCGAAUUUGAACCACCUCAUCCUCCAUGUGCCACUCAAGGACCCUACUAUUGAAUUACUCAGGAGUAAGAUAGCGCGUGUGGAAUAUAAGCCUCGUACUGAUGUCAUUGAUAUGUACCAUGUUUGGUUCAAACAUUCGAAUGAAUAA